UUGAUUGUCAGGCUAGCGUGACGGCUACAGAAGUGUUUAAUAAUGCGCUGAUUGCAAGGGGAGAGGACCGGUCACAGGAGACCGUUACUUUAAUGUUAUACAGGCUCUCUUCGUCUCGAAGUGUUCAUCGUGGAGGAGAAUGCGUUUCAACUUUCUGCAAAUAUUUCUUCCCGCAUUGAAAGGAGUGCGUAACCGGAGAGUGUUAGUUCACCCACUAUUUUGCUGAAGUGAAUGAUUGUUGGACACAGAACCGGCGUUUGAUUUUAAGGAUACAGUCUACCGUCUGAGAUCACUUCAAGAGGACUUAGGAGAAGAAUGCGGUGGUUGGGGUGUCAUCGGCUGGGGCCUAUUUGGAAGGCGCUGCUGGUGUUUGUGGCCAUUGCGUUCACUGGACAGCUCCUGGGCUUCUUCAACAAAAGUUGGAUGCAACCAGACAGACCGCGGUCUGUCUUUCCAUUGUCCUCGGAGGACGGCCAUGGCUCCCCGUUGGGCCCCUGCAGACCCCACACGCACGCCAUGUUCCUGAAGACGCACAAGACGGCCAGCAGCACCGUGCUCAACAUGCUGUACCGCUUCGGGGAGGAGAGAAGUCUGCGCUUCGCCCUGCCCUUAGGCUACCAGUUUGGCUACCCGCUGCUCUUCAACGCGCACAGGGUCAAAGGUUACCGAGGACCCCGCAUGGUGGAGUUCAACAUCAUGGGCAAUCACAUGCGAUUCAAUAAGCCAGAGGUAGAGAAGGUGAUGCCCGCCGAUACCUUCUACUUCUCCAUCGUGCGAGACCCUGUGGAGCUGGCGGAGUCCUCCUAUGCCUACUUCAAAGCGGUGGCCCCUGCCUUCAAACGUGCGAAGGGCCUGGGCGAUUUCGCCAACGAUCCCCGGCGCUACUACGACCCGAGGCUGCGCAACAACCACUACGCGCGAAACCUGCUCUGGUUCGACUUCGGCCUGGACCACAACGCCAACUACACGCCCGCCCUGGCGCGACGCGGCGAGGCGGAGAUCAGGAAGUCGUUCGAUCUCAUCCUGGUCUCCGAGUACUUCGACCAGUCCAUGGUGCUGCUGCGCCACGCGCUCUGCUGGCCGCUGGACGCGGUCGUGUCCUUCAGCCUGAACGCCCGACAGCCGAAACCCGCCGCCGGCGGGAGCUGGGGGAGCAAAACCAACCUGGGCGCCGCCCUGGCGCUGACCGACGACCAGAGGCUCAAGCUCCGCGAGUGGAACGCGCUGGACUGGCACCUGUACCAAGCGUUCAACCGCACCUUCUGGGAGGAGGUGGAGCGCUUCGGGCGGGCGCGGAUGGAGGCCGAGGUGGCUCUCCUCAGGACGCGCCGGGACGUCCUGGCCCGGGUGUGCCUGCGGGACGGCGGGAAGCCCGUGGAGGCCAACCGCAUCCGCGACAAAACCAUCCGGCCCUUCCAGAGCGGCCUGGUCAAGAUCCUGGGCUACGAGCUGCACCCGAGCCUGGACAACUCCACGCGGCAGGCCUGCCUGCGCAUGAUCCGCCCGGAGAUCCAGUACAAGGACCUGCUGGACGCGCAGCAGUUCCCCAGAGCGCAGCCACCCCCGGGGGCACCCGCCGGGGCUGGAGGACCGCCCGUCAGGAGGGAGCCUUUGGCCCCUAAGAUGGGAGACCAGCUCGGUGGGAACUCCAUCGAGAGGGACUGGGACGGGACCAGACUGGGUCGCAAUAUGUCGUUACCAGUGAGGGAACGGGAUGGAAAGGACCGGUUCAGAUAGUUUUCAGACAAUUCCGAACUCUAGUUUUGAACAAAAAAAAAGAACAAACAAACAAACAAACAAAAAACUUUUUUUUUUGCCUCUGGACCUGGAUGUUUUCUAAUCUCUGAAUAAUUGGAAGGCACCUAGUUAGCCUUUGCACUGCACUACCUGAGAGACUGGAGAAGGCUUUGCAGUGGCUGGGUCGUGAAAAAAGCCUCAAACUCUUCUGUUCCACUCCUCUCUCCCUCCCUCCGCUUGCCAUGACCUUAUUCGUUUCUCUCACGCUCGAAAUCUCACACUGGGGUCCCAGAGUCUUGCUGGAGGAGAGUUACCUUCCAGGGGAGGUGGCUGAAUUUCGAAGGAACCCAGGCAAUAACAGUGACAUGUCAGUGACUGUGGCUAGCUUUUAGCAGUGUGGUGAUACCUGAGGAAGUCGAGAGUGGUCGAAUGGGGUAGGAAUAGUGAAAUGUGAAACCACACCCACACUCCCUUGUUCUUUUUCUGUCUCUCUUUCUCUCUCCCUCCCUCCCUCCCUCUCUCUCUCUCUCUCUCUCUCUCUCACAAACACAUACCACUUAGCCCACGUCUUCAUUUUACCACUGACCCAUAAAAUGAUUGCAGUGGGAGAGAAAGCUGACGCUCGCUGCAGAGGUGGACCGUGGCUGCACAUUAAACGAGUACCUGAGCAAUUAAGUUACCAUCGACAAGCGUCGCUAGUCACUGGUGACGCACACACAGUUUAGUUCCCUGAAAGGAAAGAGACGACGUGUAAAAUAUUGUAACAUAUCUUCCAUUCACAUGAACACACUCACAGGGUUUCUCAAGUCGACGCACACACACACACACUCACACACACACACACACACACACACACACACACACACACACACACACACACACACACAUACCUACACUCUGCUCAUGCCAGAUUAGUUUAGUGGAAUGAAAUUCCCAUUAUGUUCAGUCAGGCAUAAACACACUACUUGGGGUGGAGCAUAGGCACACAUCUUACACACAUCAUGCUGAGGAGCAGUGAACUACAGUGCCAGACUCUCCACACUACAAUAGCAAGCCCAGACUCAGGCUUCUGUCUGUGUCAACACUGUGUGUUAAUACAUGUCACUGCUUGAUUUAACCUGGGUAACAGGAUUUUACAUCUAGGGACUCAAAAUCAUGGUACUUAUGUUUUUUUUAGGUUGUGCUUUGAGGAAGAUGCUGAAUCCUUUUAAAAAGAACAAAAACAAAGAAAACAAAACGGAAACAGGCAGCCUCGUCGCUUGAUUGCCUCUUGACGAGGCAUCGCUAAUUAGAAUGGGUUGUUUACCCUAAUUCCGCAGUGGUGGCCUCUUCUGACUCACAAUGCUAAAUAAGCUAUUACUGACUGUCUGUGGGUUCCAUGAACGUGUUGGUCACACUGUGAAAUAUUUUCAUUGUUUAUUAUCUGUACUUUUUAAAAAAUGGAGAUGAAUCAUUUUUGCAGUUCAUGAUUCAUUCCAAGCAGACCAGGAAGGCAUUGCUUUUUUUUUUUUGAUUCCGAGUGUGGUACACCGUAACGCGUUAAAUGCAGCGAAGGAAAAUGCGGGCUGCUCAUCAUCAGCACAUUUAUCCAUUUCUGUACAGAUUUACGUUGUCUUAACUGUAUAGUUUGUCAUAGUAUUUAUUUUUUUGCCUUGCACAGAUUAUGUCACUUAAAACCUACAUUUAUAAUGAGUUACAUUUCAAACCCCCUACAAUUAACUGUUCACAUACCUUUUUUUUUUUUUUGUUUAAAGAAAAAAAAAGAGAUCUCCCUGGAUAGGUUAAGGGCAGGUGGGAAAACUGGGUGAGUUGAAGUGUUACUGAAUGUUCGGUAUAUGUUAAUAACAAGUACAUAUUACAAAGAUGUCAUUGGCUGGUCUCUAAUGUUUCAGUCAGUCCAGAGAACUUCUUUUCAACAUUUGUGACACCUAUGAACAGUUAUUUUUGCCUUAGAAUAACUCUCUUUAUGGAACAGGGCUUUAAUCCCUCACUUUUUCUGGGAAAAAUGUUGAUGUAAAUACUGUAUUUAUUCUCUUUUGAAAUGGAAGCUUUUCCCACAUUCAAAAUCAUGUUUAGACCUUAAAAUAUUUUACGAAUUUGACUGUAUUGCACUGUGCAACAUUUUGUGGUACAUCUUGGUAUAGCUGAAACAGCUUUCAAAUUUACUGAGAAAAAGGCGAGGUGAUUCAAAACCUUUUGAUUAUGUAUAUUGCCCUACACGAAAAUAAUCACUCUGACAUUCCAUUCUUACACAUUGACUUGUGUCUUAAGAAAGUUAGCAUGUGAAUCAAGCAGAAUGUUUGCAUGUUGGCAGAUUUCAUUCAUGAACACCACUUAGAAUCAAUGAAAAGGAAAUUCACCUGCUUGAUCCUUUUGUCUAUGUCAUGCGGUACAUUUUGGUAUGAUUAACAUUGAUAUAGUUUUAUUCAUUUGCCCUGCGCAAGCAUACCAUUUGAAGCAUCAUCUAUGGUAUAUUGAUCCAUCAACAUGAGGUAUUACAAUGGAAUAUGUGUUGCUUGUGUUAACUUGAAGGUAUCGGUCAUGUUCACGCUCAGUUCAUGGCAUAACUGAUGUAAUAUUUACCUGUUGUUGCGAUGGCUUUGUCACAAUGCAAUAAAUGGUUGUGUUUGAAUGUGUUAAAAAGGAGGCCAUGAAUGUCAUCUGUCACUGCAUUUUAAAGGUACACCAAAGAGCCAUCUCCAUGUCUCUUGUUGUCAGAAUGGAAUGACCACGAUUUGGGGAUUAAGUCAUUUUAUUUUGACUCCAUGUUUUGUUAUGACCCCGGUUUUUGAUAAAUGAAAAAAAGGCUUAAGUGCAACUAGCAUGACCUCUUUUCUUUCUCAAAGCAGAUGAAAUACUGAUAAACCAAAUAUCCUCCAAGAUGAGUCAUGACAUAAUUUGUAUUACAUUGGCAACCGCAGCAUAAUCAUCAAGGUCUAAAUCAGGAAGUACUGCUGAGGUAUACAUGCCUUGAGAAUUCAUGUAAAUUAUACAUCUAUUCAUAAUGUCUUAUGAUGUUGAUUAUGAUAGGUUGCUUUGAGGUGUAAUGUACACAUCAUUGAUGAUUCCAUGGGGCCCAGAUUGGAAAUGAUACCCAUCCGAUUUAAAAGCAUCCCUGAUAAUAUUCUGCGUUAUUGUUUUCCCAUUUUUAAGACCCAGCGGUGUCUUACCCUAAACAAUGAUGAUCUAUCCUAUUAUGGAUUUUCUCUUUUAAUACUUGCAUUUUCAUAGGCCUAAUUCAAAUGAUCUAUACACAUAAUAUUUAGGUGAAGAUUUUGAAUGAUUUGAGGAUUGGAUUUUUAUCUCUUUUUUUUCACUGAACAAAAUAAAAACAUUUGACCAUAACAGAGGUUAGGCUUCCAUUAAUAGAUUUUCACUUUGAUUUAUCCUCUGUAGCACCUUAGGCCAAACUCAUGAUAGCCUAAUUAAAUAAAUGACUUGCUAUUUUUGCAUAUGCUUUUACUGUUAA
Sardina pilchardus (European sardine) is the source of this 5206-nucleotide messenger RNA. RefSeq names its product galactose-3-O-sulfotransferase 4 (gene gal3st4). Gene Ontology annotation, biological process: glycolipid biosynthetic process. Gene Ontology annotation, cellular component: membrane. The record is from RefSeq and is a predicted model, not a curated record. Gene Ontology annotation, molecular function: galactosylceramide sulfotransferase activity. The coding region runs from base 316 to 1737 and encodes 473 amino acids. Lineage: Eukaryota; Metazoa; Chordata; Actinopteri; Clupeiformes; Clupeidae. The transcript has 4 exons.